Contarinia nasturtii (swede midge) is the source of this 611-nucleotide messenger RNA. Its product is annotated as probable fatty acid-binding protein. The coding region runs from base 104 to 505 and encodes 133 amino acids. The transcript is spliced from 2 exons. Gene Ontology annotation, biological process: fatty acid transport. Lineage: Eukaryota; Metazoa; Arthropoda; Insecta; Diptera; Cecidomyiidae. Gene Ontology annotation, cellular component: nucleus; cytosol. Gene Ontology annotation, molecular function: fatty acid binding. The record is from RefSeq and is a predicted model, not a curated record.
UGGUUUUACUCAGAUUGAUAGUCGCUUGAAGUACAACGUGCCAGAGUUUGAACGUCUUAAUAUUUAAUUUUUUUAUAAAAAUAUUUUAAAAUACUAAUUCGAAAUGUCAGAGGUUUGGAAGGGAAAAGCAUAUAAGAUGACCGAAUCGAAAAACUUCGAAAAUUAUUUAAAAGCAUUUGGUGUUGGAUUUAUUCCACGUAAACUGGCAAACUCAGUUACUCCCACAGUUGAACUGAAAAAAGAUGGUGAUCAAUACACUUUAGUGACGUCGUCGAAAUUUAGAACAAUGACCAUUUCAUUUAAACUGGGCGAGGAAUUCGUCGAGGAAUUUGCUGAUGGUCGCAAAAUAAAAAGCAUCAUCACUAUGGAUGGAAACAAAAUGAUCCAUAAACAACUUAGCGAUCCGCCAGCAACUAUCAUCCGUGAGUUCGAUGAAAAUGAUUUGGUAACCACAAUGACCGCUGGAGAUGUCGUUUGCGUCCGCAAAUAUGCCGUACAAAAAUAAAAUAUUUUCUAUUGUCGUUGUAAAUCCGGUCCUGUAAAUCAAUGAUACAAGUAUUCACAUAAAAAUUACAAAUAAAACAUACUUAUAUGACAUUUCUACAUAUAAA